UCUGUUCCUUUCGUGUGGGCAGGGUGUCUCAGCCAGUCCCGCUGUCCCAGACGUGAUGUUGCAGCUAUAAAGCAAAUUGUCAACAAAGCAACAAGAGUGUUCGAGACUUUGUGAGCAAAUGUAACCGUUUCCCCACUUCCCGACAUUCCCCUCUAGAAGGGUCUCAACACAGACAUUUUUUGUGCGCCUUUCAAAAGCAGGAGACCGCCGACCCCCUCAGCUCACCAGCAUCACCACCAACACCAUGAAAUCAAGGAUCCGCAGAGGCAGCCGAGCUGACCGGGACUGAAGUAACAGGCUGCUGCGUUGGACAAACCGGGAGAAACUUUCCUUGUGCACGGUGAACUGUGACCGCUGUGGGUUUCUCUCUCCCUCUCUCUCUCUUUUUCUUCAGCGCCUCCUCUCAUUUUAUUUCUAUGUGGGUGAGCAGUAUCUGAGUGGCACCUCCCCGCUCCUCCAUAGGUCUUGUUGCCCCCUUGCAGCCUGCACCAUGCAUUCCUUCUGCACCUCCUAUAGUUAGAGGAAAAGAUCCCGAGGUCUCUCUCUCUCUCCCUCUCUCCCCCUCCCAGCCGACUCUCUCUUGCCUCGGUUUGGACUCCGGACCGUGCGUCAUGCAGCGACACCUGAAGCGCACCCUGGUCCCCUUGCAGGACCACAUGGUUCCUUUGUAACUGGAUCUAUUUUAUUUUGGAGGGAGAGGGGGGGCAUGCUCUCCUCGUCUCUGGAGAACAUUUUCAAAGAGGAGAAGAAAGUAGAAAGAGAAGAGUGAACGGCAGCGACUUAAGGAGGAGGAGAUAAAGCUAAUCUCAGAGAUUGUAACUUACUUGUAGAUGUUUGACCAGGCCACGACUAUGGGCGAUGGGAACCACCGCUGUGGUCCCAACCCACUGUGUCCGGAGAGGAUGGAAACAAAGUGUCGCUCCGAGAUAGGGAGCCGGUCUCCGGUUCAGAGCUCCACCGACACCCCGGGAACAUCAGCUUCAACACCGACUUCCUCCAGCGAAGACGGGCAUGACAAACUUUUGGGAGUGGACCCUGACUACUGCCGGAGGAUUUUAGUAAGGGACGCCAAAGGCACCACGGAGAUCGUCCUUCCGAAGGGCCUUGACCUGGACCGGCCCAAGCGCACGCGGACCUCCUUCACGGCUGAGCAGCUGUACCGGCUCGAGCUCGAGUUCCAGCGGUGCCAGUACGUAGUGGGGCGCGAGCGCACGGAGCUCGCGAGGCAGCUCAAUCUCUCGGAAACACAGGUGAAGGUGUGGUUCCAAAACCGCCGAACCAAACAGAAGAAGGACACCACCAAGGAUUCAGACAAGCGCUCCUCCUCCACAUCUGAGUCUUUGGCCACCUGCAACAUCCUGCGCCUCCUGGAGCAGGGACGCCUCCUGUCAGGGCCUGCUCCACCACCACCUAACUCUCUCCUGGGGCCUCCAUCUCAUCCAGCAAAUGGCUCCCUGCUGAGCAGCCCAGGUGGAGGCUCCUCCACCUCUCCAGGGAUCAGCAGCAGCACUCCUCCCAGCUCCCUACCAGGGGGGACAUUCGGGCUUUCUCUGCCCUCGCUGGGAGGCACCCCGCCCUCACCACGGCUGGGUGUCCCACCACCUCACCCCCUCUGCUUCUCCAUGCCGCUGCUGGGGAGCGCUCACCAUGAACUGUCGUCCUCCUAUGGCUGUGGCUCUUCAGCUUUUGAGCCGUACAUGCGCCUGGACAGGAAGGAGGCAGAUCUGGGUGGGAAGAAGACAGUUUCUUAAGUAUUAUGUCCCCUUUUCAGGGACGACAGGGGAGCAGGGCUCGUCUUUGUAAGAGUUUUUCUCCUCAGUUUCUCUCCCUGCCACCUGUUUGACUCUUGAGUGGCUGCAGACAGGCAAAGAAAGCACCCCGCUUCAUAGAAAUGUGAAAAAAAGGAAGUUGCUUUCUUACAGCACCAUUUUGUGCCACGGCACUGUUUGGCACACUGACACAAAAUGGUGAAAAGGACUUGAUGUGGUAGAAAGUGAUGAUUUCACUCUCCCACGUAAAAAAACAAAACAAAACCAACUAAGUUGUGAAUUUUGAAGAAAAAAAAAAAAAAGCCCUGUGUGUAUGUUGCGUGAACCCCGACAGGCAGAUGUUUUUAUCACCACUCUCUUUGCAGUGGUUUUAAGUGACUCUUCACUUUUUGUCCAGUGAGUGUGUGUGUGUGAUUUUUCUCUCUAUACAGGCCUUCAUUUACUGUUCAGGAUUAAAAAAAAAAAACAAUGAGAAGAGAAGAGUGGUAUUUCAAAGAGAGCUUUAUGUACACAUUUCUAUUCCUGUACAUGUGGCCAUGUUUGAUUUUAGUUGAUGUGCUAUCACAAUAAUAAUAAUAAGAAAAAAAAAAAAGAACUGUAGCAUUUAUUAUCAGUCUGUUUGGUGUCCAGCUGUAGUUUUUGUAAAUGUUUAUUUGGUUGUGUUUGUGUAUGAAACAUAAUGUGGUAGGAUCUGGACAAAUGGUGCAAAAAUCACAUAUCUAGAUCUAAGAGUUUAACAUGAAAGGAAAGCUGAGUAGUUACGUGAAAAGGCUGGUUAGUGUUUGUGGAUCAAGCUUCGGACGUGCCGCACGCGCACCCUUCAAUCGGUAAAGUAAGACAAGGUCUCAGUUUUUCUUUGCAAACUCGUCUACAAGACACUCACAGUGAGAAAAACUUUAGACACGUAGAAUCAGCACCGACUCUCAGUGCAGAGAUCUCUGCAGCUUGUUUAGCACGGCGGUCGAACCUUAAGCUGCAUCUCCGUCCUUAAAUUGCCGUAAUUAAUAAUAAUUUGUUAAAUGUCUUUCAUCACUUUUUAAGUUAAAAAAAAACCAAACCAAAACAAAACACACAAACAAAACAAACAAACAAACAAAAAAGACUAUUUCUGGUUCCAGCUUUUCAAAUGAGAUGAUUUACUACUUUUAUUUUAUAUGACAGCAGCACACAAUAUAAUUUUGUAACCUUUCAUGUGCUAAAAGAUGAACUGAGCAAACAUUUGUUGGAUUGAUUGACAGUGAAAAUAGUUUUGGCUCUUGUUUGGAUUUAAAAAACAGAUGAAUGAGCAGAUUUUUGGUACCGGAAACUUCCUGGUUUUUGUUGGAGUUCUGUUGAGCAGGGUUUGGUUGCGUGGAAGUAAGUAGUCCAUUUGGGGGGUGAAAGGAGGGUUUUGUCUGCAGAAUGUUGACACUGUUGGCUAUCUGCCGAUGAUUACUUAGCUUUUAAUGUGCUUCUUUAAAUUUAUCUGCAAUGACCAGUGGAUGAAACAGGAAGUCUUAACUUUGAUAUGUACUGGAACCCCCCCCCCAAACUGCCCAUUGGUCUCAGAGGUUCUGCUGAAUAGCAGAUGGACUCACAGACAGUCGUAGGAUUUGCUGCUUUAUAACCCCCAGUUUCAUUUUUCUUUUUUUUUCAGGUUUGUUCAUUUCAUUAUUUCUUUUUAAUAUUACAACAACAUGAAAGCUACCUAAGUACUUUUUUACUGGGCCAACACAUCCAUAAUCUUAAUCUCCUUUAACAUUUUUAGGAUGCAGUGAGCUGCAGAGUUACAUGAGUAAAUGUGAGGCUGUUUAUUUUUUCUUUGACUCUCCUGUUACAUUUUACCUCAGCCUGCCUGUGUUUGCCCCUCAGUGAUGGAAAAAACACUUUCUGUUUUUAUGGUGUAUAUACAUUAACCCCCCCCCUUACACACACACACACACACACUCACUUUUAAAGUUAAAACUGACUCCCAGGACUCAGUUUAUUCUUAGGAAGGUGAUUUUCAGAAUUAAACCCAGAAAA
This is a messenger RNA of Archocentrus centrarchus (flier cichlid), 3773 nucleotides long. RefSeq names its product ventral anterior homeobox 2 (gene vax2). Lineage: Eukaryota; Metazoa; Chordata; Actinopteri; Cichliformes; Cichlidae. Gene Ontology annotation, cellular component: nucleus. The record is from RefSeq and is a predicted model, not a curated record. Gene Ontology annotation, molecular function: DNA-binding transcription factor activity, RNA polymerase II-specific; RNA polymerase II cis-regulatory region sequence-specific DNA binding. Gene Ontology annotation, biological process: brain development; neuron differentiation; central nervous system development.